This is a messenger RNA of Colletotrichum abscissum, 696 nucleotides long. RefSeq lists its product as uncharacterized. NCBI's taxonomy places the organism in Eukaryota, Fungi, Ascomycota, Sordariomycetes, Glomerellales, Glomerellaceae. The transcript has a single exon. The record is from RefSeq and is a predicted model, not a curated record. The coding region runs from base 1 to 696 and encodes 231 amino acids.
AUGUCAGCUGCCCUUCCCCCCCAAACCCAAACAAACGUCACCAUCUCACCUCAGAAGCCAGCAAUUGAACCGAGCCCACGCGGAGAGACACACACAGAGUACUGCGUACACACUCACUCGACCGCUUUCACAUUGAAACAUGUGCCGCCGGUACCCUGGUCAAGGACCCUCUUUCACGAGCAACGUCGGCCGUUGUUGUCGCUGCUGCUGCCGCUGCUACCGCUCCUCUUCCCAUCGUGGUCUUCUUUGACAGCUCUCGUUCGACUCUCAACCACUCCUCUCCGCCAUAUCCAUCGCGAAACAUAUCGUCAUUCAUUCCGGGCACUCGGCUGCUCAUCAUCUUCGGCUUCUAGCUCCUUGUACCACCACGUACAACCAUUCCCCAAACGUGUACGAUCCCAAACAACCGGAACCUCUCCGGUCUUCUAUUUCGAACCAAGUCCAACUUCGGGUGGCGGUCCGUGGUGUCGAGCCGUCCGUCGCUGCACCUUUUCGCCCGCCGUGCUCGCCAAGCGCUUCUCUGAGCUGCCUGGGACGCAUUGCCAUGGCCUUUUAGCCCUGGAGCCAUCGCAUUACUCGCGCUGCGCCGUCCCGUCGACGACUUCCAACGCCAUCCAUUGUUACCCCCAGCCACAAACUCGUGGUCUUGCGCUGCUCGCUUGGUCAGCCACGCCUCCGGCUGUCCUCGGUGCCUAG